This is a messenger RNA of Cyprinus carpio (common carp), 3644 nucleotides long. RefSeq names its product deubiquitinase DESI2-like. Gene Ontology annotation, biological process: protein deubiquitination. Gene Ontology annotation, molecular function: deubiquitinase activity. The record is from RefSeq and is a predicted model, not a curated record. Lineage: Eukaryota; Metazoa; Chordata; Actinopteri; Cypriniformes; Cyprinidae.
CUCGGCGCGGAUGGAGGCGGAUGCUGGAUGCGCUGCGUACAAAUCAUGAUGAUGAUGAUGAUGAUGAUGAUGUAAUAAACGCACGCUCCGCUGGUUCUAGUACUAUGGCAAGCUGUUUUAGCAUUAAAUACCCCUUGCUGUACUAGUCAUAAUUUAGUUUUGACUACUAGAAUCCUCACGCUUGCGACCCGGCCAGAGUGAUGUCAUCAUCAAUACCGUAAACCGUGCCUAGGAAUUUUCACCGCGCGUCCGUGCUGCUCAGCGUGGCCUCCAUGAGGACAGACCCCGGGACUGCGGCGCUGAUGGCUGUUGCGGUCGGGACUGCAGCAAGCUCUCUUCAGCAUUACAGCUGCGACCCCUGCGCUCAGACGAGCGGCAAAGCCCGUGCAACCGAAACACGCGCGAGAGCGUUCUAUAUGGAAUAUCUUUCGUCUUAACGGGAUUUCAAACUCCGGAUGUGACUGACAGCCAGUCGUUGUGCAUCACCGGUCAUCUGCGCCCUUUUAGGACUUUUUUGGUUAGUGUCUACACUUGAAAAUCGGUGAGAUCCGUCUUACUCGGUGCCUGUGCUGCCCCCCCCUCGCGCUUACUGGAGACUGUCCGCGCGCUGCGCACCCGGAGGCCACAAGUGCCUGUUUUUCUCCCGCUAGAUUCACCAUUGAUGGAAACUGAUGCCCUGUUGCCUUUCUUCGACCGUUUCUACCUCUGCAGCCGCUGUUUCUCCUUUAGAAACGCGACUAGGCCCGCGAGCCCCGCUAAACAUCUCACAUAAUGACACUUUGAUGGAUAAAAUGACAAGAGCGGAUCAUUUAUAUUGUGUUUUGGGCUUUUGGAUGUCGGCGUAGCGACUUUGCCGUGUGUUUUAAUCUUUUCUGGAUCCGACACCCGGGUGCGCGAGGAGGGCAGCUGUCUCGAGAGCAAUAAACGCACGUUAUUUUAAGGGACCGCGCUUCUCUCUCAGGAUGGCAAAUGAACCCGUUAUUCUUAAUGUGUAUGACAUGUACUGGAUAAAUGAAUACACCUCCACUCUGGGUAUUGGAGUCUUCCACUCAGGAAUAGAGAUUUAUGGCAGAGAGUUUGCGUACGGCGGCCAUCCGUAUCCCUUCAGUGGCAUUUUUGAGAUCAACCCUGGAAAUGCCUCAGAACUGGGGGAGACUUUCAAAUUCAAAGAGGCUAUCGCUCUGGGUACGACAGACUUUGCAGAGGAGGACAUUGAUAAAAUAAUGGAGGAGCUGGGAAAGGAGUUCAAGGGGAAUGCCUACCACCUGAUGCACAAAAACUGCAACCAUUUUUCUUCUUCACUGUCUGAGUUGCUGUGUGGUAGAGAGAUCCCACGCUGGGUCAAUCGAUUGGCAUAUUUCAGCUCCUGUAUUCCAUUUCUGCAGAGUUGUCUGCCUAGAGAGUGGCUCACACCCGCCGCGCUCCAGAGCCAUAUCAGCAUGGGCCUUCGGAAGGAGAACACACACGAUUCCAGCGACGAUGAGCCCUCGUCUGCUAUGGAGGCGGCCGCUGGAACAUCACACAGCUGCAGGCACACCCGCGUGUGAUCUUACAUAGAAAUUUACAUGCAGUAUUACACUAAUUUGAACACACAUACUGUACACUCCAACCUCUGAUCCUGCUGCUACAGCGCCUCCUGCUGGACUGGAUGAACACCAGACCUCAUGGCCUCUCAGAAUGAGGAAAUCAAAGUCAUGUUCUUCAGUAGAGCCUACAGGGAUUUAAAAAACCUUGCAAUGGUACUCUUAAAGUUUUAGAAUUGUUUGAUUUUUACUAAGAGUUUAGGGAAAUUAAAACAGUGUUUGCCAUUUAGUGUUCUUUCUCUUAUAUAUACAUAGGACAAUAUGAAUGAUGGGCGAUCAUAAUGGACUGCCCCCUGCUGGUGUGUGACAACACUACACUAGAGGCCCCUUCCUCAUAAAUCCUCAUAAAUCCUGAACUUCUUUCUUUUAAUCCCAUCUGGAUGUUUUCCAGAUUAAGCCGAGUUCGCUGUGUAUUAAAUUAUUUUCUAUUUUGUGAUGGAAUAAGCGUGUCACCUGAAGAAGAACUUACAUUCCUAACCUUAUUUUUUUCCCUCAGUGACUUUAGUAUUAUUAAUCUGAUUUAAUUUAAUUAUAUGAUGUCAAACUAAUGUCAUCUUUGGUUUACAUUCAUUUAAUUUUAGCUCUCUUUUUAUAUUUUAGUGCAAGGUUUGCAAUGAAUUUACAUUAAAAAGGGCCGAUGACACCACGUGUCACACACACACAGCAGUUGGAAAUUGCAGCCUUAUAACUGUAAGCCAUUGAUAUGCUGGACUCAUCUGAAACAAAAGACCUUUGUUGUUCAGUCAUCGAGGACACAAAGGGGCCAUUUGUGAGGGUGAUGUUGAGGGGGUGGGUGGGAACGUGUGGGUGGGGUCUGCACAUCAGGUCUGGUAUCAGUACUGUACGACAGUGUUGUAAUUGAAUGCAAUGUCAGAGUGUUUAAGAGAAAGGGAGUGCCGCAAAGGUGUUAAUGGUCAUUUCUCUUGACUUUAGUAAUUGUGGUUUCUGUGCAGACUGAAAAGAGUAAUGUUGUUGUUGAAAAAGAGUUAUCUACACCUCACUAUAUUACUUUUGCACUAAUUCUUGCCCUAGUUUUCAUUCUGAAGAGCAGUCGACGGUAGUUGCCAAAAGUCAGAUUUCACAAAAAAUAGCAUAUGAUGGACACAAACCCGAUUAUUUAUUUAUUUAUUCUUUCGCUUCAGAGUAUGAUCCCAUCCGGUCGGAGGAUCAAACAUGUUUGAGGUGCAUUCGGCAUGACUUGUAUACUCAGUCGUUUAGUGUAGGAUGCCCAGUUUUCUCUGUAACCAUUUAGAAAGUCGGCAAUCGUAUAAUGCCUGGUGUUUUAAAAUCUGUUCCGAUUUUAAAAGUUGUGAAAUGUAUUCCAGCCUCAACAGUAUUUUAAGGCCACACCUAAAGGUCGUAAGGUCUUUCUCAUCUUUGGGCAAUAGUCCUUAGUAAAGGUAGACACCAUAUCUAAUUUUUCACAUAUGAAAAUAAAACUGGGAGAGAUGUACAGAUUAUUCAAUAGGUUGAUUGUCUUAUGGUCCUAUGGAAAUUUUCAUGUUUUACACUCAAAUUUUAUCAGAAAAGCGUAUUUUUUAGUAUUUUGUCAGUUGGAUCAACAGCAAAGUUAAAAAUAUUUAAGUGUGUUCAUUUGUAAAAAAUUAAAUAUGGUGUAUACCCGGACUAUGGUCCAUAUCAGAGUAAAUAAUACUUCUCAGUUUACCAUUUUGCCUGUCAGAAUCCUCUCUAGAAGCUCAUCUUCUCCUCUGUCUCUCAGGACGGCAUGGUAUUGUAGAUGGCAACACGGGUGCUUCAUGAGUCAGAUCUAUAGGAAAUAUGUUUUUGGUGACAUAUUUAUACAAUUUUAUAUUUGGGGUAUGAUUGCUGUUAUUUUGUCAAAUAUAUUAUUAACCUGUAAAGCCUAAUUCUUAUGAUGCUGUUUUUGUUUUAUUUAGUCUGAGGCCACAACUGAGAUAUUUUACUAGUUCAGCAAAGACCCGUUUUGUAGGCAUCACCCACUGAAGCCAGUUCUAGCCUCGAUUAGGACCGUCUUGUUUCGAUGUGAUGGACAAUUUCAGACAUUUACAGAUGAAUAGAGAAUAAAGAAAUUAAAAGUUU